Molecule: messenger RNA, 1995 nt
Organism: Telopea speciosissima
Lineage: Eukaryota; Viridiplantae; Streptophyta; Magnoliopsida; Proteales; Proteaceae
Product: low affinity sulfate transporter 3-like
Exons: 12
Coding region: 31-1995 (654 amino acids)
Biological process (GO): transmembrane transport
Cellular component (GO): membrane
Source: RefSeq, a predicted model, not a curated record
UAUCGGUUCUUCCAAACACUUGAAGUAAGCAUGGGUUCCUUGCCCAAUGUGAGCUGUGAUGUCGAUCAACAGCAAGACAUUGAGCACACCAGUCAUGUGGAGAGGACCAGAUGGGUGCUGGAUGCACCUGAGCCGCCUAGUCGUUGGUGUGAGCUCAUGGACAAGUCAUCUUCAUCUUUCAGAGCUAAACUACAACUUCGAUCAGUGGUGGUGUUCUUGGAAGGCCUUUUCCCAAUCCUCAGUUGGGGUCGUAAUUACAAGUUUGAAAAGUUUAAGCAUGAUUUUCUGGCAGGUUUAACUCUUUCCAGCCUUAGCAUUCCACAGAGUAUUGGAUAUGCAAGGUUAGCAAACCUUGAUCCUCAAUAUGGGCUCUACACUAGUGCUGUGCCACCUCUGAUCUAUGGUUUAAUGGGGAGUUCAAGUGAGAUAGCCAUCGGACCAGUGGCAGUGGUUUCACUCCUAUUGUCUUCCAUGAUUCAGAAAGUAGUAGAUCCUGUGGCUGAUCCCAUAACUUAUAGAAAGAUUGUCUUCACCACAACCUUCUUUGCUGGUACCUUUCAAGCUAUGUUUGGACUGUUCAGGUUGGGUUUUCUUGUGGAUUUCCUAUCACAUGCAGCCAUUGUUGGGUUCACUGGGGGUGCAGCAAUCCUCAUAUGUAUGCAACAGUUAAAGGGUCUACUUGGCAUCAGUCACUUUACUACCAAAACUGAUGUAAUCUCUGUCUUAAAAGCAGUUUGGAGAUCAAUCAAUCACGAACAGUGGAGCUCCCUUAAUUUUUUCCUUGGCUGCUCAUUCCUGAUUUUCAUCAUGAUCACUAGAUUCUUGGGUAGAAGGAAUAGAAAACUCUUCUGGUUACCUGCCAUUGCUCCUCUUGUAUCCGUUAUUUUAUCAACUCUAAUAGUUUUCCUAACAAGAGCUGAUAAGAAUGGAGUUCUUAUAGUGAAACACAUUAAAGGAGGCUUGAAUCCAAGUUCAGCUCAGCAAUUAAUGUUCAAAGGACCACAUGUUGGAGAAGCAGCAAAAUUUGGAUUUAUCUCUGCCAUCAUUGCUCUCGUGGAAGCAAUGGCUGUCAGCCGAUCAUUUGCAACCAUAAGGGGUUACCACCUCGAUGGGAAUAAGGAAAUGCUAGCUAUAGGCAUCAUGAACAUUGUGGGUUCUUUAAGUUCAUGCUAUGUGGCAACCGGUUCUUUCUCACGCACAGCAGUUAAUUUCAUGGCGGGCUCUCAAACAGUGGUCUCAAACAUGAUCAUGGCUGUAAUGGUGCUUAUAUCAUUGGAACUAUUCACUAGGCUCCUAUAUUUCACUCCAAUUUCCAUCCUUGCAUCAGUUAUUCUAUCUGCACUUCCUGGACUAAUAGACAUACAUGGAGCUUACCACAUUUGGAAGGUGGAUAAACUAGACUUCCUUGCUUGUAUAGGAGCUUUCUUUGGGGUGGUGUUUGCAUCAGUGGAGAUUGGUCUUUUAGCCGCGGUAAUAAUUUCAUUUGGGAGGAUCUUAUUGUACACAAUUCGACCACGUACAGAAGUCCUUGGAAGGCUCCCAACUACCAAUAUCUUCUGUAGCAUUAGUCAAUAUCCUAGCGUUGUGAAGACUCCUGGCAUCCUUAUAGCCUGCAUACAUGCAUCACUUCUUUGUUUCGCAAAUGCCAAUUAUGUGAGAGAAAGGAUAGUGAAGUGGGUAAUGGAGGAAGAAGAUCAGCAAGGAAAGAAAACAAAAACAAAUGAAAAAGGAAGGAUUCAAGUAGUGAUCCUUGAUUUGUCUAACUUGAUGAACAUCGACACUUCUGGAAUCCAUGCAUUAGAAGAACUACAUAAGAAACUGGUUUCCCAUAGUAUAGAGUUAGCUAUAGUCAACCCAUGGAGCCAAGUUAUUCAAAAGUUAAAGUUGGUCCAGUUUGUUGAGAAGAUUGAAGAACGGGUCUUCCUUACUGUUGAUGAAGCUGUUCAAGCAUUGCCUUUAAAAUACCAAGGACCAAUUGAUGACCUCUCCCCUUAA